AUGGAAUUAGAUCUUAGUUUUGAAAACAAAAUCCCUUGUCUUUUUGGAGAUUAUCCUAAAUAUUCUUCUAUGAAAUUAGAUAUCCCCACAAUUGUUUCCUCUAAAUUUAAUUCCCCAUUUUCAUAUUCACCAUCACAUUGCACCACAUUUUUGAACCAAAAUUAUUGCAAUCCAUUUAAGGAACAUCAUCUGAAGGGGUCAAAUCAUCACUCUAGUUUUCCUACAGUGGUUCCUUCCUCCAUAGGCCCAAUCACUAUGAUCCCGACCCCUUCGUAUAAGGCUACACAUAACAAUGGGUCCCAUAGAGAAUCUACCGGUGCUCAAAAUCCAAUGAUGUUUGAAUCAAACAAUAACAAAAUGAAAACUAUGCACGGUCGCCUAAAUACUAGCAAAGGAGUUUGGGAUUUGUCCAAAAAAAAUAUCUUUCAGUAUGGUGAAACUUCACAACCUCAGGUGAGUCAAUCUUUACCACCAUCACUAGUUUAUGAUGCAGAUCCAUCUCCAUCAAUUAAGCGUAAGCAUCAAGGAGAUCUUUCAUCCAAUGGUGAAAUUGAAAAUAAACCCCAAGAAAAUGAUCUAGGACUCGUUCUUAGUGACCAAAAGCGACAAAAUAUGAGUCAAAAGAAUAGUGAAAUUCGACACAAGGAUCCCGAUACAAUCAAAGGCCAAUGGACUGCAGAUGAGACUAGCAAUCUUGUGGAAUUGGUGGAUACCUUUGGGUAUGAUUGGUCUAUGAUAGCUAAGUUUAUGAAUGGUAGGAACGGAAAACAAUGCAGGGAGAGAUGGUAUAACCAUCUUCAACCAAAAAUUAAGAAAGCGUCAUGGAGCGAAGAGGAGGAAAAAAUACUGAUUGAAGCUCAUAAGAGACUUGGAAACAAGUGGACUAAAAUUGCAAGAAUGUUACCCGGGCGCACAGAUAAUGCUAUCAAGAACCAUUGGAACACUGCUAUACGCACCCAAUCCCGCAAGUACAAAAGGAACGGAUGGAGUAGUUCGAAAAAUUCAAUACUUCAGAAAUACAUUAAUGAAAUCACUUCUACUAAGGAAGUUGAGAAAGAUCACGAUGAAGAAUUGGCAACUGAAGAGGAUGAACAACCUGGUGGCUAUAUGGAAGUGAUGUGCAAUAAUGGUGAAAAUGGAAUGGAGUUUUUUGUUGAGGUUCCCAUGAAGGAGGAAAUGGAUUUCAUGGAGAUGAUAUGUAAAAAUCCAUAA
This is a messenger RNA of Trifolium pratense (red clover), 1212 nucleotides long. Its product is annotated as transcription factor MYB64-like. The transcript is spliced from 3 exons. The coding region runs from base 1 to 1212 and encodes 403 amino acids. Gene Ontology annotation, biological process: regulation of DNA-templated transcription. Gene Ontology annotation, cellular component: nucleus. The record is from RefSeq and is a predicted model, not a curated record. NCBI's taxonomy places the organism in Eukaryota, Viridiplantae, Streptophyta, Magnoliopsida, Fabales, Fabaceae. Gene Ontology annotation, molecular function: RNA polymerase II cis-regulatory region sequence-specific DNA binding; DNA-binding transcription factor activity, RNA polymerase II-specific.